Molecule: messenger RNA, 1442 nt
Organism: Temnothorax curvispinosus
Lineage: Eukaryota; Metazoa; Arthropoda; Insecta; Hymenoptera; Formicidae
Gene: Prp18
Product: pre-mRNA-splicing factor 18
Exons: 4
Coding region: 292-1299 (335 amino acids)
Biological process (GO): generation of catalytic spliceosome for second transesterification step; RNA splicing
Cellular component (GO): U2-type post-spliceosomal complex; U4/U6 x U5 tri-snRNP complex; U5 snRNP
Source: RefSeq, a predicted model, not a curated record
CACGAUUGGCUAGAGACCCUCUAUGCUAGGCUAGCGGAGUUUUGGCUGAACGCAGCCAUUGUGCAAGGGGCUUAACUGUUUUUGACAGGGUUGAAGGCGCUAACGCUCCUAACCUAAAAGGAGCAAAUAAAAAAAACAUUAACUGUUAAUAUCUCGCUUCGCAGGGCAGAGCGACAUUUUUUCUGCCAGAUUCUUUCGUUUCACACAAAAACGCGUUGAUUAAGCCUUAAGUUCAACGAAAUCGGUGAAGAGGUCACUAUUCUUCAGAUUUACCUCGUAUUUGUUGGAAAAAUGGAUAUUCUAAAAGCGGAAAUAAUAAAGAAACGCAAAGAGCUAGAAGAAAGUCAUGUCUUGGAAAAUAACAAGAAGUACUUUAAGAGAAGUCAAUUGAUAUCAAAGCAGCAGGAAGUGCAUGAAACUGACAAGGGAAAUAAUGAAGCUGUUCCUUCAAAUGUCAGUCAACAAUCGGAAAAUCAUGUAACAGACAGCAGUUCCGAACAUUUGCUGUCCAGGCAAGAAGUAAUUAGGCGAUUACGCGAGCGGGGAGAGCCCAUAUUGUUAUUCGGCGAAUCUGAGAUAGAAGCGUUCAAGAGAUUAAGGAAAUGUGAAAUCCUUGAGCCAGAAGUAAAUAAGGGUUUCAGAAAUGAUUUUCAAGAGGCUAUGGAACAAGUGGAUCAAGCGUAUCUCAAUGAGAUUUUGACAUCUUCCAAGUCUCAAAAUCUUGAUGGAAAGGGAGAUGUAAAUGUACCUGACGAGGGCGUCACUUAUGAAGACAUAGAAAAGAUGUCGACUAAACUGAACAAGGGAGACAAAGACUUCGAUAUGAAUGUUAUCACCCUAUUUGUGCAAUAUCUAGUCCAAAUGUGGGGCAAUCAAUUAAACAGCCGGUCGACUGCUGAAAAGAUGAGCACAAAAGGAAAGAUGAAUAGCGCCACGUACGCUCAAACAAGAGAGUAUUUAAAACCACUUCUGAGAAAAUUGAAGAAUAAAUCUCUUCCAGAAGAUAUAACAGACAGUUUAACAGAAAUUGUUAAGCAUUUACUACAGCGAAACUACAUAUUGGCUAGCGACGCUUAUUUACAAAUGGCAAUAGGCAAUUCUCCAUGGCCUAUUGGUGUUACUAUGGUCGGUAUCCAUGCCCGUACUGGUAGAGAAAAGAUCUUCUCCAAGAAUGUUGCUCAUGUCAUGAACGAUGAAACUCAAAGAAAGUAUAUUCAAGCACUCAAAAGAUUGAUGACUAAAUGUCAAGAAUAUUAUCCUACUGACCCAUCACGUUGUGUAGAGUACUCAAAAAAUUAGAUAUCUACGAUAAAAUGUACAAAGUAAAGGAAAGCACGCACUAUUAUAAGUUUGCAUGUAGAAAUGGACAUCGUAUAAUCAUUAAUAGAAAUUCUCAACAGAUUAUUAUAGAAAUCUUUUACAAAAUAAAUUUAUUACCAGUU